Messenger RNA from Nematolebias whitei (Rio pearlfish), 2094 nucleotides. It is a transcript of the gene sh3bp5b, whose product is annotated as SH3-domain binding protein 5b (BTK-associated). Gene Ontology annotation, molecular function: protein kinase inhibitor activity. The record is from RefSeq and is a predicted model, not a curated record. NCBI's taxonomy places the organism in Eukaryota, Metazoa, Chordata, Actinopteri, Cyprinodontiformes, Rivulidae. Gene Ontology annotation, cellular component: cytoplasm. Gene Ontology annotation, biological process: intracellular signal transduction; negative regulation of protein tyrosine kinase activity. The coding region runs from base 192 to 1574 and encodes 460 amino acids. The transcript has 9 exons.
AGGAGAGGCAGAUACAAGCAGGCAUGUUCCUCUGAGAAACGGAGUAAUUUUUUUAAAGUUAUGAUUUCCAUCUGAGGACGGAUAAAACCCGGGAGGUGAAUCCAGCUGGUGGCGUCCGGCGCGGACAGAUGAGUCCCCGGUGCCUCUAACGUCCCUCUUUGUUCGGCUCGUGGCGUCUCUUCGCCUCCGACAUGGACCGUUCAGAGGAGCACAGGUCGGACGACGAGGCUGAAUAUGAAGACGAGGAGGUGGACCCCAGAAUACAGGGAGAACUGGAGAAACUCAACCAGUCCACCGACGACAUCAACAGAUGCGAGACGGAGCUCGAGGAUGCGAGGCAGAAUUUCCGCUCCGUCCUGGUGGAGGCCACGGUGAAGCUGGAUGAACUGGUGAAGAAGAUCGGCAAACCUGUGGAGGAAUCAAAGCCUUACUGGGAGGCCCGUCGAUUGGCCCGACAGGCCCAGUUGGAGGCCCAGAAGGCCACUCAGGAUUUCCACAGGGCCACAGAGGUUCUACGGGCCGCAAAGGAAACCAUCUCCCUGGCAGAGCAGAGGCUCCUGGAGGAGGACAACCGUCAGUUUGACUCCGCCUGGCAGGAGAUGCUGAACCACGCCACUCAGCGGGUGAUGGAGGCAGAGAACACCAAGACGAGAAGUGAGCUCUUGCACAAAGAGACGGCGGCAAAAUACGCAGCAGCCACCGGUCACAUGAAGCAGCUGGAGAAGAAACUGAAACGAACCAUCAGCAAGUCCAAGCCCUACUUUGAGAAGAAGGCCAAGUACUACUUGCAGCUGGAGAACCUGAAGAAGAACGUGGACGAGCGGCAAGCCAAGCUGUCUCAGGCCAAAAGCGAGUACAAGACAGCUCUGAAGAACCUCGAGAUGAUCUCUGAUGAAAUCCACGAACGUCGCAGAAUGUCCAUCAUAGGCCCUCGAAGACCUGGAGUUGGUGCUGAGGGUGACAGCGUCUCUGGGGACGACAUCUCCAGCUUCAAGAUGGAGUCGGACGAAAUAUCAAUGGCCUCGGAGUGCUUCGACGAUGACCUGUAUGGUGGGGGGAGCAUCAUGUCGGAGGAAGACUCUGAGACUCGCUCCACCAGCAGCCUUGGUUCAACUCCCAGCAGCCCCCAGGAGCUCCUGUCACCAUGUCUCUUCGCCAGCUCCUCUUCCUCCUCCGGCAUGUCUUCCUCUGCCUCUCCGUCACCCACUCCUUCCUCGUCCUCCUCCACGUCCGGCCCAGCUCUUCUGUCCAGGCCCUGCAGCCUUGACCUUCCCAGCACCGUGUCACUGUCAGACUUUGGCCUCAUCUCACCGGUUCUCGGGCCUCGCAGCGAGUGCAGUGGGGCGUCGUCGCCUGAAUAUGAUCUGGAACGAGGCGACCGAGCUGAAGGUGCAGAGGGGGAUCUGGACAACACUCCGGUUGGAAACAGCAGCUCAUCUUCCAACAUCAAGAAAACCUUUAACCUGGAGGCACGCUUCAGCUUUCUCAACCUGCGACGCCCGCGAGCCAGCAAUGCCAAAAACAAGGACGGCUGCCCCCAGAAGAUGGAGCAGAAUGUCGUCUUCGUCAAAUGAGUCUGAGGAUCAAGACGGGGGCGGGGGGCCGUUAGUAAGUCUGCAUUUAGUCUCAUUCUAAACCAAAAACUCGAAGCUAAAGGCCGUUCGUAAGGUACCUACCACUACUCGGACCCAUCUCUAACAUAAACUCUGAAUGUGAUAGUUGAUGUAAAUUAAUCUUUCUGUACUUCAUGGCACCUUUUGGUGCACAUAUGGACUCAUAUGCCAGUUAGACAUUAAGCACUAUAAUGUUAAAAAAUGUUUUUGUUCUUUCUCCACUUAAAAAAAAAAAGGUUUUAGUCAUAAAUGCUGCCAACGUCCCAACCUGCUGUUACUGAUAGAAAUAGACGUUAUAGUUGAAUGUCCAGCACAUGGACUGCUGUAAACCACACCGAGGUGAUGUUCUGUUAACAGUUCUAAAACUAAAGUCACUCAGUGGAAGAAAAAGCUUUUAGUCUUCUGCCCUGUAGUUCUGUAUUUAUGUUGUACUUUCAGAUGGUAUGUGAUACUUUUUAGGAUUCAAAUGUUAAUAACUAAA